AUGGGUCGAAUUGCUGACGCUUUUGGAGUCCCUCGAAACGAGGUGGCGAAUCCUGUGGGUGCGGCGGCGAAUAACUUUGUCGAAGUGAAUGCGGUUCCUCAGAAUGUCCCGCUUCAAGCAAAUGCCGAAGUGGCGGCAGUGCAAGGUGGUCGAAAUCAGUUGGAUAACCCCGGUGGCCAAAUGCCUCCGAACAUUGAAAAUCCUAUUUUAAUAAAUCGAAAUAUGGAUGCAGAUAGGAUAGUCGAGAGAGUCAGACAAAAUAACGUCAGGGGGCAUCAAAAUAUAGCAGGCAUAGUCGAACAGUUAUUGAACCAACAUGGGUUCAAUGUGGGUUAUGCAAAUCCACCCCAUUUCACUUCGGCUUUCUCCGAAUUUGUCCUCCAAACAGAACUGCCUAGGGGAUGGAAAGUCCCAAAAUUUACCAAGUUUUCAGGGGAUACUGGAGAGUCGACGGUCGAACAUAUCGCUAGGUACCAAAUAGAAGCAGGGGAUAUAGCAAAUAAUGAGAGCCUGAAAAUGAAAUAUUUUCCGAGUUCUUUGACUAAAAAUGCUUUUACUUGGUUUACUACUUUGUUGCCUAAUUCAAUCCAUAAUUGGGUUCAACUAGAGAGAGUUUUUCACGAACAGUUCUUCAGGGGUGAAUCGAAAGUCAGUCUAAAGGAAUUGGCUAGCGUGAAAAGAAAAUUCAAAGAAACCAUAGACGAUUACUUGAAUAGGUUUAGGCAGAUGAAGUCAAAGUGCUUUACUCAGGUCCCAGAACACGAGUUAGUCGAAAUGGCGGCUGGAGGCUUGGACUAUUCGAUUCGUAAAAAGAUAGAUACCCAACAUCUUAGGGACAUGGCUCAACUGGCUGACAGGGUCAGACAGAUUGAAAAUUUGAAGCUCGAAAAAGAGAAAUUUAAUAGAGUCCCCAAGAAGGGUAAAAUUGCGUUUGUCGAAAGUUGCGAGUAUGAAGUCGAUUAUGACUCUUAUCAAGGCAACUGUGACGACGUCGAACAACAGGAGGUUGAUGUAGCCGAAUUGGUAUCAGGACCUCCUUAUGUUUGUAGGAUGUUAAAGCCUUAUGAAUCUAAAAAUGCGGAAACGAACAAAGGUGUUAGUAAGUUGCCUGUGAAAGCGUAUAAUUUUGAUGUUACUAAAUGUGAUGCGAUUUAUGAUAUUUUAUUAAAAGACGGGCAAAUCAAAAUCCCUCCUGAUCAAAAAGAAGUACCUUUCGACCAAAGGAAAGGGAAAAAGUUUUGUAAGUUUCAUAAUGUAUUCAGUCAUUGGACUAAUAAUUGUGUGCGUUUCAGAGAUCUGGUGCAAACUGCAAUCAAAGAGGGACGACUCAAGUUCGAAUAA
Lotus japonicus is the source of this 1341-nucleotide messenger RNA. RefSeq lists its product as uncharacterized. The record is from RefSeq and is a predicted model, not a curated record. The coding region runs from base 1 to 1341 and encodes 446 amino acids. Lineage: Eukaryota; Viridiplantae; Streptophyta; Magnoliopsida; Fabales; Fabaceae. The transcript has a single exon.